GGGGGUGCCGCUCCCGGCGGGCUCCGCGGCGCGGGCCCGGUGCUCCCGGUGCAGUGUCCCGCGGGGGUAGGGGCCUGUCCCGGCCUCUGCGGGCCCUGCCCGGCUGCGCAGCUCGGCGCUGGGGCAGAGCGGAGGCCGCGGGAGGAGCGCGGCGGCGCCGGGCGGCCCGGGUGUGGUGCGGCUCCGCACGGGGACCCAACCGUGGCACCUGCUGCCGGGCCAUGAGGGCUCCCGCGGCGCGCUCCGUUCCUCGCAGCUGGGAAAACAAGUUCCUCCUUUCACGUCACAUUCUUCAUUAUAAGCAAUCCUGAAGGGGGUGCGGCUGGGGCUCGGGCAGUGGGAUCUGAUCUGCUGCAGGACAGUGUCAUGCCGCGCAGGCUUGAAGAGGCGGGGGUUGUCAGUCGCUGUUGUGAUGGGAUCCAGUGCCGCUCAGGAGCUGAACUUGCCUCGGGAGCCAUGUGGUCAGCUGAUGACGUUGCUGAGCUGUGCUACCUGCACUAUAGGACCAGACUCCCUAAGCAGGGGAAGCCAGAUCCAAGCAGGGAGUGGACGUCACUGGCAGCUGUUGUCAAAGUGGAGUCCGCAACCCAGAGAGAGGUUCUUGCUAGUCCAGGGACUGUGCAGGUUACAAAGGAAGUUGUUGCUAUGGGAACAGGAACAAAAUGUAUUGGCCAAAACAAAAUGAGAAAAACUGUAAUGUUGCAUAUUGUUCUCGUUUGAUUGUUGCUUCAGGAGAUGUUCUGAAUGACAGUCAUGCUGAAAUUGUGGCCAAGAGGAGCUUCCAGAGGUAUCUUCUCCAUCAGAUGUGGCUGGCAGCUUCCCAUCAGCAAUGCAGUAUCUUUAUUCCAGGAACUGAAACUGGGAAAUGGAAACUCAAACCAAAUGUCAUAUUUAUUUUCUUCUCCAGUCAUACCCCAUGUGGAGAUGCUUCUAUUAUUCCAAUGAAUGAACGAGACAACCAGCUUUGUAAGCCAGCAACUGAAGCUGAUGCUGUUGGACAAUUAGCAGAGUGUAGAAGUAACCAUGAUCAUUUGGGUCCGGAAGACAAAAGGAAAUCAGAGAAAAUGGCAAGUGAUCAUAGAAUCAAGAGAAUGAAAACUGACAAUGAUGGUUAUUUUUCCAUAAUCACUGAAGAGCUGGCUGUUCAGCAAGGAUCUGUGGAACGAGAAGAUGACACAAAUCCAGAGAGCUGCGAAGGUUCUGCAGAGAUGCAAACAGCUAAUAAGAAGACUGGCUUAGGGAGACCAAAGGUAGCAGAUGUAUAUAGAACUGGAGCAAAAUGCGUGCCCGGAGAGCUGAGUGAUGCCCGAAUACCUGGGCUAGGCUAUCACUGUGUGGGGUUAUUACGAGUGAAGCCAGGUCGUGGGGACAGAACGUGCUCAAUGUCCUGCAGCGAUAAACUGGCUCGCUGGAAUGUGUUAGGGUGUCAAGGAGCUCUUCUGAUGCAUUUCCUGCAGUAUCCAGUGUAUCUGUCAGCAAUUAUAGUGGGGAAGUGUCCAUAUAGCCAAGAAGCCAUGCACAGAGCAAUUAUUGAAAGGUGUCAGCACAUCUCACGUUUACCAGCUGGUUUUCUCGCCCAGGAGGUUAAGCUGCUGCAGUCGGAUCUUCAGUUUGAGCACAGCCGUCAGGCAAUUCAGGAAGCUCAAAUUAACAGCAAAACAAAACUUGUGCCUUGCAGUGCAGCUAUCAGUUGGAGUGCAGUCCCUGAGCAACCCCUGGAUGUCACCUCAGAUGGUUUCCGGCAGGGAACAACAAAGAAGGCGAUUGGGAGCCGUCAGAGCAGAUCCAAGAUCUGUAAAGUGGAACUCUUCCAUACAUUCCAAAAGCUGGUGAUGAGUAUUUCACAAGAGGAUCUACCAGACACUCUCCGGACGAAGACUCUAGAAACCUACUGGGACUACAAGGAAGCUGCAGUAAAUUACCAAGAAGCCUGGAAAGUGCUGCGUAGCCAAGCCCUACUGGGUUGGGUCAAGAAUGCCAAGGAAUACCUGCACUUCACAUGAGAAUACAUGCGGCUGUGUAAAUCCAGCAAUGAGCUCUAGUGCACAGAUACUUCUGCAGUUCCAGGACUAGGAAAAGAUAUCCUCUAGUUUAUGUGCUGUAAGGACACAGUGAAAAGGAAAGCAAUUUAGAGAAGUCGUUAUUUUGGUUGAGUUGAAGCCCCUUUUAAUUGAAAUAUACAAAAGAAUCAUUGCAGACUUGAAGUUCUGAGCUGCAUGAAACAAUUAUGCCUCGAAAGGAAGCAGUGAUGUGCUAUACCCUGUUACCUGAGGAUAUGAUCUUUCAGCCAUAGUCCACUGCAGUGGAAGUAAUGCCAACUGAAACAGAAGCAGUGCUAUGGCUGUCACUUGUCAAUUUUACUGCUGCUUUUUUUUUCCCCUCUUCAUAAUGUUAUGGUUCGUUUUGUGUUGCUGGGGCAACCCUGAUGUGUAGUAAGUAAUGUUUUUAUAAAUCUUGGCUCUCCUUGUCUGGUCCCUGGAAGAAUUUUCCACAUCCCCCAACCCCAUUGCUUCUAACUGGAAAUACUGGUUCUGUUAAAGGGUCUUUUUUUCUGGAAUUCCUUCAUGUAAGCUUCUAGUUACUAAACACAGCCAAAGCAGAAGCAAAAAAGUGCUGGGGAGAAGCAGUGCCAAAUAAUACCACUUACAAUGUAUCUCGUGCGUCCGUUUUAAUUUCAGGACUUCAUCAGAUACCUGUUCAACUCCUUUGCUUCUGUGGGCAGGAAAGAAACGUCCUGGAUUACCUGGUUCAAACCUGUCAAUCCUGUGUAAUUCCUGGCAAACAUUUACUUACUUUGCAGUGUUUCAAGUGCUGUCCAACCCCUGUCCCCCCGUGAUACGUGGUUAAUUAAAAGCAGGGAUGCCUUAGCCGCUUAUGUCACUGUUUCCUGGCAAGUGUUCAUUAAUAGCCUGGCAGAGGCAGAGAUGCUUUGGGGGGGGACUGAAGUGGUCUCUGACAGUCUUUGCCUUUAUGCUUUAUUACCAAGUAACGUCUGCAUGGCAGUCAGCCAACACUGGGAGCUGAGAGAAGCAGCAGGUAAUCCUCCAUAAGCUUUCUGUCCUGAUUGUUGCCUUCUGUGAGCAAGUUCAGGACUACGUAACUGCUACUGAGCACACUCCCCUUUUGUACCUUUGCUAUUGUAAAUUGUGCUUCAUAAAAUAUUUGGACAAGAAAAUGGCAGGAUGAAAGAAGUGGAUAAUUCAGAACCUAAGCAUUUUUUAGUGACUUGAGUUUUCUGGGUUUUGGUAUCUUACUAUAGUUUUGGAUUUGAAAAAUGGGCACAGCAGUUCUCCAAAGAGCCUGUACAGUCAACCUGCUGAGCUGCAUAUGGGACUGUUCAGUACAUAUCACAUUACAGUCUGAGAAUUGAUUACAGCAAAUCCUUUUACUUCACACUUGGGUUGACUUGUCAAAUAAAAAUAGUGCUUUUACUUGUUAAAGAACUAACAAAACUUGAAUUCAGUGUGUAUGAGCCUGUCCUUUCAAAUCCAGCAGAAAGAUCAGUUGUAUUGGUGAGGGGGGGAGUCAUUGCAUGUGUCUGUAGAGGACAGGGGAUUAUGGAGAAUGCUAACUUGCAUUAGUAACCAGAGGAUGAAAAAUGGCCAGAUGCUACUGCAGAUGGGCUACAGGGUGAACUGCUAAGAGAAAUAGCAUUGCAGGGGCAGAGUCCUGUAGUGUACCUAAGAGAUAAUCAGUACAUUUCUAGACUCCUGAAAUCUUGCAGAAACUGUAACUUACCAUACCUAGUUUCCUUUUGUUAAUUGAGAAAGUCUGUAGGGAACCUGCUGACCAGACUGGAAUGUUCCCAUUUCCCAUCCAGCUUCAAUAUUAAAAUAGGUUACAUAAGGCUAGUUCUGUCUUGGCAUUCAACUAUUUUUCAGAUGAGCAGUUAUAUGAUGUAAAUGCUUUUAACUCUUUCCUAAAAUUUGAGCCUGGCUGUUGGGAGAGGUUGUUCCUGGAUUUUCUUGUGCGUUUGUAAAAUACUUGUGAUCUGUAGAUUGCUGCUUUCCGCUAGUUGUCAGGUUUAAAAGCAGUUUUAGAGGUGCUGAGCAGGAAUACUAACCUCACUUUUGGAUUUAGUCGAGGACAUAUUUAAGCCUCACGCACUAAGAGUGAGUCAAUGAAUAUGCAGAGGGAGAAGGAGCUAAAUAAAGCAGCAUUUAAGGGUGGAGGGCUGAGCCUGCAGGAUCCAUAGGGAGAACAUUAUUAUGUAGAGACCCUGCCACAGGGGAGCACAGUUGUGGGUAGGUGUAAGUAGAGGAAAUGAAGUGCCCACAGCUAAUGGUUAGUGAGGACAACCAAACAGUGGCCAAAGGAAGCAGCAGAGCAUAUUAGGGAACUGAGAUUCACAAGGCAUCUUGGUGUAAAAUGAGCAUACUUGUAUUACAGGAUAGGUCCCUGACUUUCCCAAACUAGUAUGGGGGCCAGUGGCCCCUAUUUGUCAGAACAAAGAAAUGGUAACCCUUGUUUUGAGUGGGAUGUCUUCAACAGCUUCACUGUUGGAGACACCAUUCUGUUUUCAAUCACAGUAACAAGGCAGGGCCACCUGCUUACCUUUAAGGAGGUCAAAAACAGAGCAUGGGAACAAGUAUUUUUGUCCAAGAGCAGAAGUAAACAGUCUGAGCUGGAGGCUGCAGUUCAUGACACAACAUGCUAACAUCCAGUACCUUUGCAAAAGCAAGGUUUUGAUCUUCGCAGGGUGCUUCCACUGCUCACCUUAGGCAGGCUGGAGCACUUAACUGAUCUCAGUACGUCCAGAGUAAACUGAAGACUAUUCAAAUUACUGCCUUUGUAGAAAAACAAGCCAUGAACCCAAAACCCGGUGUAGCUUUUCACUAGGAGUUAAAUCAGCUUUGCCAUAAGCCCAGAAGCACUAGAGGAAAGAAUGAGCUAAAGCUGUGCUGCUGCUGCUUCCUUUUGCGUGUUACAAACUAUUAACUGGUUAUGAAACCAGACCUGGAGAAAAUACUUGAGGCAUGAGCACGGAAAGGAAGUGAGAAUUACUUCUGGGAAGCUACUGUUGGCAGGGAGGAAAUAAAGGCGUUGGAGUAAAAUUGGGAGCCACAGUUGAGGGGCUAUGAGCAGCAGUUCUUUCUCUCAAAGCACAACCAUCCCAAGCAUCUCAUAAUGUCAUUAUGAGAGGGUUGUAGUAGGGGUUUACAGGUAGAAGAUGAUAGUCUUUUUGAGGGAAGACCAUCUAAAUUCAUCUAGUAUUGGUUUAGUUAUAGUGGAGAUGACAUUUCACAUUAGCUUGAAGAUAGGCGAUGUGGAAGUGUGGCUGCAGGAGUUGUGAGGUAUUUGUUUUCUGUUCAGUGUAUAAAUUGAGAUACUUUUCCAGGCCUAAGGGGUUAGCAGAAAGUGAGGCUCACAUGGGACCCAAAUGCUUUUCAUGAUUUUACAGGAGUGACUGUGUUAUCUAAAGGGAUGCAUGUCAUCUCUGCCCUUCAGGUGAAACCUCUUGAUGUUUUAUUGCCAUUUUAAGUGCAUUUGUAGAGUAAAAGUAAGGUUGCUGCUUAGCACAAUUAUCCUUGCAUUCUCUGUUAUGACUCAUGUACCUGGUCUCCUAAAUCUAAACUCAUCAUUACAGAGAUGUUAGAGUAGUUAAGUGGGUUUUUUGAGAGGCUUAUGAAGGGUAUUCCAAAAGUCAAUGUUAUGUUAGAUCAUAACAUUGGGAAUAAAACUUCAUCUUCCCUUGUUUUGUUUAGAUAUAUCUAUAUGUUAGCAUGCCAUUAGCUUUAUCUAGCAGCUUUAAGUUACAUUUCUUACUCCUGUUAACAGCUAGCAAAACCCACUGAAAACCAUAGUCAAACUGUGGAGUUCCAGCUUAAAGGAAGCAGAACAUUUUCCAGUAAUAAAACAUAAUAAAAAAAUCACA
Messenger RNA from Strigops habroptila (Kakapo), 5875 nucleotides. It is a transcript of the gene ADAT1, whose product is annotated as adenosine deaminase tRNA specific 1. The coding region runs from base 663 to 2003 and encodes 446 amino acids. Gene Ontology annotation, molecular function: adenosine deaminase activity; RNA binding. Gene Ontology annotation, biological process: RNA processing. Lineage: Eukaryota; Metazoa; Chordata; Aves; Psittaciformes; Psittacidae. The record is from RefSeq and is a predicted model, not a curated record. The transcript has 9 exons.